UUUAUUUCUGAUUUCCUAACUUUUCAGCUUUGGCAAUUCUGUAGCAUAUUUUGAUAUAAAACCAAGCAAAAAAAAAUGUAUUCUAGCUGAACAACGCUUGCAAGUUGUAAGAUAUAAUUAGUUGUACCAUGCAUGAGCCGCAAUUAGUUAUACGCUCAUUCGUUAAUUCCUUUAACGAUUUCCCGUAAUUUGUAGGAAAUGUUAUAAUUUGGUUGUGAAUUCGGUGCUAGGCCCAAUUCACAAAGUGAGUAUUUCAGCAACUACAAGUCUACAAGCAGCAAAUUUGGAAGUAAAAACAAAACAAACAAAAAAAAAAAAAAAUCUUGGGCAGAAAUGAGGUUUACCGCCAGUUCGAGUCAAGUACAACAAGCACCGCCAAUUCUCCCUUGGAAUUCGACACCAACUUCACCACUAACCCAGAAUGUUUCUCCUAACACAUGGGUCGCAUCCACUGCAAAGCAUAACAUCUCUCUUAAGCAAUUCCACAACCAGGUUGACCCCAUUGUUCCAUGGACUUCUGCCAUUGCUCGCCACUGCAAAAAUGGCAAUAUUUCUCAUGCAUUCAAGGAAUUCACCCGUAUGCGAUUCUCUGAUAUUCACCCUAAUCAUAUUACAUUCAUCACUCUUCUCUCUGGCAUUGCCCAUUAUCCUUCUCAAGGUAGACUUUUUGCUGCUCCUUUACAUGCAUAUGUUUGUAAAAUGGGGUUAGAUAGGCCUAAUGUCAAAGUGGGUACCGCCCUCGUUGACAUGUACUCUAAAUGUGGCUUCGUGGAUUCUGCAAGACUCUGUUUUGAUGAUAUUUCUGAGAAGAAUUCCGUGUCUUGGAAUACUAUGAUUGAUGGCUAUAUGAGGAAUGGUAAGGUUGAUCAUGCACUCCAACUGUUUGAUGAAAUGCCUGUGAAAGACGCAAUUUCUUGGACCGCAUUGAUUGGUGGAUUUGUGAAGAAGGGUCUUGAUGAGGAAGCUUUGGAAUGUUUCUUUGAGAUGCAACUUUCUGGGGUGGAGUCGGAUUAUGUAACCAUCAUUGCUGUGCUUUCUGCGUGUGCUAAUUUAGGAGCGCUUAGUUUAGGGUUGUGGAUUAAUAGGUUUGUCAUGGGGAAAUAUUUUAGGGAUAAUAUCCGUCUUUGUAACACAUUGUUAGAGAUGUAUUCACGGUGUGGUCGUGUAGAUUUUGCUCGUGAAAUUUUCGAGAAGAUGCCAAGUCGUACUUUGGUAUCAUGGAACACAAUGAUUGGUGGAUUUGCAAUGAAUGGGCUUGUUGAAGAGGCAUUAAUUCUUUUUGAUAGGAUGCAGAGGGAAGGCUUCAAACCAGAUGGUGUCAGUUUUACCGGAGCUCUUACUGCCUGCAGUCACGCUGGUUUGGUAGAUCAAGGGCUCGAGUACUUUGAUGGCAUGCAAAAUGUUCACAAUCUUUCUCCUCGUAUUGAGCAUUAUGGUUGCUUAGUUGAUCUCUACAGCCGUGCAGGGAGGUUAGAAGAUGCAUUAAGUGUGAUAAAAAACAUGCCGAUGAAGCCUAAUGAAGUUGUAUUAGGAUCACUGCUGGCAGCAUGCAGAAAUUGUGGGGACAUUAACUUAGCAGAGGUUGUCAUGAAAUUUUUGGUGGAGUUGGAUCCAAGCUCUGAUUCAAACUAUGUGAUGCUUGCAAACAUGUAUGCUGCUGUUGGAAGUUGGGAGGGUGCAGGUAAGGUUCGAAGGAAUAUGAGAACUCGUGGGAUACAAAAGAGACCCGGUAUAAGCUCAAUUGAGAUAGAGGGUGGCAUUCAUGAAUUCAUGGCCGGUGAUAAAUCUCAUUCUCAGACAGAUUCUAUCUAUGAAAUUCUAGAGCUUCUGUCAUAUGAACUGGAGAAUUAUGGAUAUAUUCGAGAAGCUGCAGUACCAGAAUUAUAAGGCCCCGAGAAAUGCCCUCCACAAACACGCAUCGGGCUCCAUCUCCAUGCUCUCAAUAAUUCCUCUAGCUUCUUCUAUUUUGCCAGCUCUACCCAACAUAUCAACCAUACAACUACAAUGUUCCUUGGUUGGCCGUAUAUGAAAUAUCUCAACCAUCAUCUCAAAAUAUUCCUCCCCCUCCUUUACCCUUCCUCCAUGACUACAAGCUGUGAGAAUUGUGGUAAACAUCACCUCGUCUGGCCAAACACCCGCAACCAACAUCUUAUCAAACAAACAAAAUACCUCAUCAGCGUUCCCAUGCAUUCCAUAACCACCCAUCAUGGCACUCCAUGUAAUCAAGUUUCUUCUAGGCAUUUUAUCGAACACUUUACGUGCAGACUCCAACUCACCGCACUUACAGUACAUUGUGAUCAAGGCGUUGCAAUGUGCAAUAUCAAAACCAAACCCAUGUACCAAAACGAAACUGUGGAUUCGCCGCCCAAUUCUUAAGUACGAAAGUGCGGCGACAGAUUUAAGAACUGCGGGAAGGGUGUUGAGGUCAAUCGGUUUGCGAUCUUGGAGCAAUUGAUGGAAAGAAGAAAGAGAAAGAUGAAACUGCUUGGUAGAAGCGUAGCCCCUGAUAAAGGUGUUGUAGAGAAAGGUGAAUUUACGGUUAGUGAAAGAAAACAUAAGCUCAGCAUCGGAAAACUCAGCACAAGCGGUGUAGGAAGAGACGAGCUUUGCUCGGAUGAAGUCAUUGCAUGAAAACCCCAGUUUAAUAGUUUGGGAAUGGAGUAUCCGCAGGUUUUGGAGGUUCUUGGUUCCGCAACAGAGCUCCAGAAGUGAAGCGCAAGCAAGCAUGUUUCGAGGUAGACUCAUCUCAAAUUCUCAUUGCUCUUUUUUUUUUUUUUUUUUUUUGUUCUUUUUAAUUCUUCAAACAAAGUUUUAGCCCGCUUCACCCAUGUGACUGUCUAGCUUCUCGCCAUUUCUAUUCCCACUCUCGCGGAGCAGGGAGUAAUAUUUCAAUAUCCUUUGUUACUUAAACAUGAAUGUAACUAGGUCCACGAUAUAAUUAGUUUUGUUUUUUUCCAAAACGGUAGUCACUAAUGUA
Spinacia oleracea (spinach) is the source of this 2977-nucleotide messenger RNA. RefSeq names its product pentatricopeptide repeat-containing protein At1g05750, chloroplastic. Lineage: Eukaryota; Viridiplantae; Streptophyta; Magnoliopsida; Caryophyllales; Amaranthaceae. Bases 334 to 1887 code for a protein of 517 amino acids. Gene Ontology annotation, molecular function: protein binding; RNA binding. Gene Ontology annotation, biological process: RNA modification. The transcript has 2 exons. The record is from RefSeq and is a predicted model, not a curated record.